AUGCCCGCCGAACUGUACGGGAUCCAGGCGCGCGACGUCGACGCCAAGAUCCGGCUGCUGAUCGACGGGCUCGUCAACAUCACGGACGCGACGGGCGAGUUCCUGCUGAAGCUGGACGACGGGCGCGUCAUCGACACCAAGGGGUGGAACGACUGGGAGUGGACGCACGGGGUGGGCCUGUACGGCAUCUGGCAGUAUUAUUUGCUUGUGGGCGAGGCGCGGUAUCUGGCCAUAAUCGAGGACUGGUUCCGGGACCGGUUCGCGGCGGGCGGGACGACCAAGAACAUCAACACCAUGGCCGUGUUCCUGACGCUGGCGUGCGUGUAUGAGCACACGGGCAACGCCACGUACCUGCCCUGGCUGGACGCGUGGGGCGAGUGGGCGUUCCACGACCUGGAGCGCACCAAGCACGGGGGCAUGCAGCACGUCACGUAUCUGUCGCUGCACGACCAGCAGCUGUGGGACGACACGCUCAUGAUGACGGUGCUGCCGCUGGCCAAGAUCGGGCUCGUGCUCAAGCGGCCGCACUACGUCGCCGAGGCCAAGAGGCAGUUCCUGCUGCACCUGCACUACCUCGCCGACACCAAGACGGGGCUCUUCUUCCACGGCUGGACCUUCGCCGAGGGCGGGCACAACUUCGCGCGGGCGCUGUGGGCGCGGGGCAACAGCUGGCUCACGAUUGCCAUCCCCGAGUUUCUCGAGCUGCUCGGCCUGGAUGUCGAGGCGGACCCCGUCGGCAGCCACCUUGGCCACGCGCUCGCUGCGCAGUGCGAGGCGCUAGGGCCGCUGCAGUCGCCGUCGGGGCUGUGGAGGACGCUGCUCGACGUGGCCGAGGACGAGGGGUCGUAUGCCGAGGCGAGCGCGACGGCCGGGUUCGUGUUCGGCAUGCUCAAGGGCCAGCGGAAGCGCUACAUCGGGAAGGAGCUCGAGGGCGUCGCCGUCAAGGCGGUGCAGGCGGUUCUGGACAAUGUCGACGCCCGGGGCGAACUGCUGAACACGUCGUUUGGCACUGCCAUGGGCACGACGCUGCAGCAUUACAAGGACAUCCCUAUAACGAGCAUGCCCUAUGGCCAAGCCAUGGCCGUUAUGGCUCUGGUUGAGUUUCUGCGUGCAUUCAUGUAG
This is a messenger RNA of Lasiosphaeria miniovina, 1122 nucleotides long. Its product is annotated as Six-hairpin glycosidase-like protein. Gene Ontology annotation, biological process: carbohydrate metabolic process. Bases 1 to 1122 code for a protein of 373 amino acids. The record is from RefSeq and is a predicted model, not a curated record. NCBI's taxonomy places the organism in Eukaryota, Fungi, Ascomycota, Sordariomycetes, Sordariales, Lasiosphaeriaceae. The transcript has a single exon.